AUGUCGAACGACACCAACACCACCUCCUCUGUGCCUCCCCUCGCCACCAACUCGACCAGUACGACGAUGGGCAACAGUACACAAGCCAACAUGACAUCAGCCAACGCCACCACCAGUCCCUCGAAUCAGGCAUUGGUAACGUUGCUCACCUUUGGACCGAUGUCCUCUUGCAUCACCUUACCCGAUCUCUCCGCCAAGCAGCUUGCUUGGAGCGCAAACCUUUCCAACUCGGCAGUGCAAGCAUGGCUGACCAGCUUGCCUACUUCAAGCUCUUGCUCUCCCUACUCAUGGACAUUCAAGCCCGACUACACUGAGCAUCUCAAUGCGUUGGGCACUUUGCAGCAACAGCUGGAACAGCUCUUUCCGACUACCAACUCGACGCUUGCUGGUCAAGCGACGGUCAACGAUACUUGGGCUGCAGUUGGGAAUGGUAGCUUCUUCGGCAACACCUCAGCGUUGGGCUUGGGGUCGAGUGCGAGUAGCAAAACACUUGCGACAGAUUUGCCUCUGUGGAUGGGUCUCACGAUUGCUUGUGCUGCUCUGGUGCAUCUGAUCGCACUUGUCUUGCACAUCUGCUCCGAUCUGGAUGCCUUGCUGCCUUCUCUUGCGGCCAAACUACAUCCUCAGCCAGAAGACUCUGUCCUGCCAAGUCAUGCUAUGCUGCCAAGUCAUGCUAUGCUGCCAAGUCAUGCUAUGCUGCCAAGUCAUGCUAUGCCGCCCAAGGAGAGCUCAGCGACCCUUGUAGACGCCGAGGUUGUGCAAAAGGCUCAUGUUGAUGCGGAUGCAAAGGUUGUUGAUCCGCCGGGAUACGCUGAGCCAGCAGCGGCGGCCGCUCUUCCUGUUGCAAGAGCUCAGCGUGACUAUGCGACGAUGCCAACUCCUGCACUGAUCAGCAUCUCUCGUAAAGCGAAACGAUUGCUAGUUCCGCUGCUGCUUCUUUCAGCGUUGGGCUCGAUUGGGGUCGCUGUCGUGCUGAAUUCCAAGUUUGCUGCAGGUCCAGUGAAUACUUUGCCCACCAGCUUGGGCUCUUCCACGACAGUUGCUGCCGCAGCUUCAUCCAGCUCAACAUCGAUGGCGGCCUUGAAUGCUAGCACUAGUAGCAGUGCAAGUGAUGCUGCACCCACUGCAUUAGCCAGCGACAUUGCCAGUAGCACUCGACAGAGAACAAGUUCAAAUGCAACCAACACAACGAGCAACAUUGAUCCCGCUCCAACACAAGACAGAGACAUAUCACCGCGCCCGUCAGAAGACCCAGGGCGAGCAGGUAGUGCAACUGCUUCCAUGACGAGACUUGACAAGCGGCAGAACAACUUCUUCCCCGCCGUGUCGCCGACUGUCUGGAGCAGUUCAGCGUCUCUUGCUUCUUCCAGCGCCCCUCCUAACCCAACGGCCUCUGCCACAUUGUCGACGUCUCUCUUCCCGCCGAUGCCUACGUCAACAUCAGUCUCUGCACCCACAAGCUCCUCCUCCGCUGCACCUUGCUCCACGACAGCUUCGAACACGAGCAGCUCACUCUUGCUACUUGAAAAAGGCGACUCAAUGCACCGAAUCUGGUGGAUCGUCAUGCUCGAUCUCAUCCUCUGGUUGGCUCAACGUCGUCGUACUCGCAAACAGACUGCACUUGAUCAAGCUCGAGCUACGAUACUGCAUCAUUUCGCUCCUUCACCUUUGCGCAAGGUCUAG
Molecule: messenger RNA, 1683 nt
Organism: Ustilago hordei
Lineage: Eukaryota; Fungi; Basidiomycota; Ustilaginomycetes; Ustilaginales; Ustilaginaceae
Exons: 1
Coding region: 1-1683 (560 amino acids)
Source: RefSeq, a predicted model, not a curated record